AUGUAUGGCACGUCUCAUUCCUUAUCCACAAUGAAUGGUAUGGGGGAUAUUGUCGAUGGCUCGGGAACCAUCGACCCUGCGAACUUGAGUAACUCCGUCGCUCUUACCCUGCCCGCACCUUCCCAUUCAAUAGCAAGCCCCCGUGGUGUCAAGCGUAGUCGCACACCAGAGCACAGUGGGAAUGGACGCGCCGAACGGGAUCAGGAUGAUGAGGAACAAUCCCGUCGCAAGCGUGGUCGUCCCCCAAAGACGCCACGAGCAAGCUCCAAUGAACAGGCAAUCGCAAAUACUUCUAUCCAGACUCCACAAAUGCAAGCACGCCCGCUACCUCAAUCUACCGCCGGGUCGCCACCUCUUGCAUCGCCGGAUAGUAGGGUGACACCAACAAAAUCACUUAUCAAGGCACUCCCUACUGUCAGGGACCAUACGUCAGACCAACUGAAUCCAGAGGGUGAUGAGUACAUACCGAAGGAGUUCGACGAGGCAGGAGAAACCAAGGUAGAUCCUAUGGGAUACCUGCAGGGUAGCCGUGAAUACAAAUGCCGAACAUUCCGCGUUCCACUUAGGGGCACCAAGCUAUUCAUGCUUGCGACUGAAUGUGCAAGGGUGUUGAAUUAUCGAGACUCAUAUCUUCUGUUCAACAAAAAUCGUUCAUUGCAUAAGAUCAUCGCCUCCCAGAUUGAGAAGGACGACCUUAUCCAACAAGAUAUCUUGCCGUAUUCCUACCGGUCCCGUCAAAUCGCCAUCGUUUCUGCCAGGUCCAUGUUUCGACAGUUCGGGAGCCGGGUCAUUGUCAAUGGCCGUAGAGUUCGGGAUGACUACUGGGAGAGCAAAGCGAGGAAGCAGGGCUUUACGGAAGAUGACCUAGCUGGAGAGAAACGCCCCGGGGCCGCCAAGGCUCGAGAUGGUUUAAACUCGGAACCCGCCACAAAUACGUUGCCUGCGCUUCCCCACAACGAUGUUGUCUACAGCAAUACCCUGGAACCGUUGCCUCCUGGUCUUUCACUGGAUGUUGGUGACUCUAUUUCCUUGGCCCCUCUCCCGAUGAUUCAUAUGGCGACAACAGAUGAUCCGCGACUGCGGGAUUACGCUGUCAUGCCUCGCACACGCCAAGAAUUGACUGGGCAACCUUACCACGACCGCACGCAAACGAGUUCGGCAGCCGACCUUAUCAAUCAAGCCCAGCACACGGCAGAUUUCAACAAAGUACUCAGCAGUCAACGAAGCUUUCGUCAAAAAGGUCUAGACGAAUUUUACUCUAAGCCACGCGAGCCUCCGGUUUCAGAGGCUCAGUCUAGCACCGCCCUUGAAACAGGGUUAUCUGUGUCGCAACCUGUCCAGGUAUCUCAAGUUCCCCAGGCGGGCAUGCCAAAUCAAGUCCAUCCCCAGCAACAUAUGCUCCCUCAGCAGGUUCCCUUGCAGACUGGUCCAAGUAUGGUUGGGCAACAAAACUAUUCUCAGCAACAUCAUACUCAGUCCGUCGGGCAGUCUCCCCUCAGAAUGCCACCAAACAUGCAACCCGGCCUCAUGCAACAGCGAUCUAACCCGUCUAUGGCUGGGGGUAUGCCCCAAGCUCCUUCAUAUGGAUAUCCCGCCCAGCAGCAGCAACAGAUGUGGGGGCAGCCGCCGCCACAGCCACAGCAGUCUCCUUUGCCGUCUUCGGGUCACCAAAGUGUCGGAAUGCCUCAGUAUGGUCAACAAAUGUCUGCAGCCCCACAACAAAGUCCAUCACCUAUUGGUCAUCACCCACAACAGCAGCAACAGCAUCACCACCAGUCUCCUCGCAACCAACAACGUCAGUCAAUACCGCAGAUGCCACAACAGUUCGCUCAGAUGCAGCAUCCCCAAGCGGCGUCACCUCAAGGCAUACAGGGCAUGGGAUAUCCGGGAGGCGCACCAGCCGGCUAUCCGGGCAUGGCACGAGCCAUGUAUCCACCGAACCAGGCUCCGAGUGGUCAGCAAUUCAUGACUGGAAACCCCCAACAGGCGGGACUUGCAAUGGGCAUGAGCGGCAAUGGUAUGCCUGGGUGGCCCUCUGGCCCUGGCGGACAGAUGCAGCCUGGACAACCUCAGCCGGGUCAGUCUGGCAGUCCGUUGGGCGGUUGGAACUACUAG
This is a messenger RNA of Penicillium soppii, 2115 nucleotides long. RefSeq names its product putative nuclear localization protein. The transcript has 3 exons. Lineage: Eukaryota; Fungi; Ascomycota; Eurotiomycetes; Eurotiales; Aspergillaceae. Gene Ontology annotation, molecular function: chromatin DNA binding. Bases 1 to 2115 code for a protein of 704 amino acids. Gene Ontology annotation, cellular component: nucleus. The record is from RefSeq and is a predicted model, not a curated record.